This is a messenger RNA of Mercenaria mercenaria, 1213 nucleotides long. RefSeq names its product fumarylacetoacetate hydrolase domain-containing protein 2-like. The transcript has 7 exons. Gene Ontology annotation, molecular function: hydro-lyase activity. Lineage: Eukaryota; Metazoa; Mollusca; Bivalvia; Venerida; Veneridae. The record is from RefSeq and is a predicted model, not a curated record. Bases 91 to 987 code for a protein of 298 amino acids.
GUAUCCGAAUCACACGACAUUUUUUUGCUUAGUCACUGAACUAUUUCAAUCUUAAUCCACACAUACAAUUCAGUUGAAACACAUUGAACUAUGCGGCUGGUGCAGUUUCUACAAAAUGGAAGACAAUGUCUUGGGUUGGAAGUUUUUGAGGGUGGUGAUAUCGUCAAUUUAAACCAUGCAGACGAGACAAUUCCACACGAUAUGAGGACUUUUAUUGAGUGCGGUGAAGAUAUGUGGAAAAGGGCUCGGAGUGUUUCAAACAGACCAUACUGUCUGGUACAUCGGGACAAUGUGAAGUUACUUGCCCCUAUUACAUCAUGUGAGAAGGUGUUGUGUAUUGGUAUGAACUACAGGGACCACUGUAAGGAACAAAAUGCUCCCAUACCUGACGAUCCUGUCGUUUUUAACAGGUUUCCGAGUUGUAUUAAUGGACCAAAUGAUGAUCUGAGUUACCCAGGAGAGACAGAGUACCUGGAUUGGGAGGCAGAACUUGCUAUUGUGGUGGGGAAACAGGCAAAGAAUAUACAGCUGGAGGACGCCAUGCAAUACGUUUUCGGAUAUACCGCAGCAAAUGACGUCUGUGCACGUGACUGGGUGAUGAAAAAUGGCGGCCAGGUCCUCCUCAGUUCAGCCAUGGAUCAAACAUGUCCACUUGGACCGUCGCUUGUUACAACUGAUGAAUUAGGAGAUCCACAUAAUCUUAAUAUUAGAUGCAAGGUAAACGGAGCCAUAAAACAGGACAGCAACACCAGUCAGCUCAUCUACAAAACCGAAAAGAUUAUAUCCCAUAUAACUAGAUUCAUAACACUUAAACCUGGAGAUGUUAUUUUGACAGGAUCGCCACCAGGUGUCGGACAUUGCAUGAACCCACCAGAAUAUCUACAGGUGGGGGAUUUAGUUGAAGUGGAACUGGAAAAGAUUGGAACGAUUAAAACCAAAAUUGUCAGAACUGAAGCACAUAACUAUUCUUUGUCUCAAAGAUCAUGAAAGUAUGUACAUGGAUUUCGUCUUGGAAUUAAGCCCUGCCAAUGGCCAGUAACAGAAAUGCGCACAUAAACAACCGGUCAUUUGAUUGCUUUUUUCCUGGACAUCGAACUAACUUGCUUAUAUACGUAUUUUUUGGUGAUCACGAGAGAAUUUACGUGACACAACUAUCACUUAUAUAGCCUACCAAUAUAUCUUUGUAUUCAUUUGUAAUAAAAUUCAAAAUAGG